Molecule: messenger RNA, 8101 nt
Organism: Lutra lutra (Eurasian river otter)
Lineage: Eukaryota; Metazoa; Chordata; Mammalia; Carnivora; Mustelidae
Gene: PIK3CG
Product: phosphatidylinositol-4,5-bisphosphate 3-kinase catalytic subunit gamma
Exons: 12
Coding region: 1828-5136 (1102 amino acids)
Biological process (GO): phosphatidylinositol 3-kinase/protein kinase B signal transduction; phosphatidylinositol-mediated signaling; cell migration
Cellular component (GO): cytoplasm; phosphatidylinositol 3-kinase complex, class IB; phosphatidylinositol 3-kinase complex, class IA
Molecular function (GO): 1-phosphatidylinositol-3-kinase activity; 1-phosphatidylinositol-4-phosphate 3-kinase activity
Source: RefSeq, a predicted model, not a curated record
GAAAAGCGGAAGAGCUUAGAGGCACACGGGGUCGAUUCUCGAUUCGAAUUCGUUUUGUUUGCAAAAACUAAACAAAUGAUCCUUCAGCAUCUCCGCCUCGCUUGGCGGCUUUAUCAGGGUUGUCGGUUCUCGAGAUGAUACCACCGCUGAAUGGCUCCGGUUCACUGUCUAGUCCAGCCUAGACGUGUGGAUAUUCACAAGGUUCCGGCCAAAGUGUCUGCAGGACAUAGGCACAGACCAAAGAGUGAAUUAAAAGCUGGGAGAGAGAAUCCUCUAUGACAGUUGAUUUCAUGUCUUUACUAAAUAUAACCUCAUCAUAUUUGAAGAGAGGGAAUAUUGACUUUAAAAGUAAGUUCAGGUCAAGAUUGAAUAGAAGCUUGGAUCUAAUGAAACUUGUCUUGCUUAUCUUUUAAUCAAACCCCUUUCGGUAUAUAUCAAAUGGUCUGCUCUUUCUUAAGGAAAUAAGUACUUAUGAGUCUUACUAACAUUAGUCAUUUAAGAGAGUAAAUGGUAUUUUCUGAAACAUUAACUUUUGUUUCGAUGUUUGAUUCUUAUAUAGAAUAUAUCUUACAAUGUGGUGAUACUAAAUGUUAAAAUCAAAACACCUUGUUUGUAUUUCAAUUUUAAUAUUUUUACUAUUUAUUGGAAGUGUUUCUUAUUGCAUUCUGUCACAUUUGUACUCAAAUGUUUUGUGAAGGGGAGGUACUUAUUAAAGAUUUGAGGAAAGAGUGAAAUGAUGAAAAUGAAUUUGUGAAUUCUCAUCACAGAGAAGAAAAAAAUGAGGGCAAAAAAAAAAAAAAAGUUAAAUAAUUGACUGGGAUCCACCUAGCAGGUCACUAGAAUCCAGAAAUCCUUUCUUCCAGCCUGUGGUUUCUCCACUGUCGGAGGCAGAGCAGAUGGAAUGAAUUGGUGCAAAGUCAAAAACAUCUGAACGUUCCUACUACAAGAGUACUGCCUUGGUGACUCCCCUAAGAUCCUGCCUUAAUGUAGCAAUGACAGUGGGAACGUGUACCCAUUUCGCAAUUCAAAAACUUAAAUACUUGCAAACGUUCUUACUCUGCAAUAUCACCCAAUCUCACCCAAUCUGAUGGUUUUGAAUAUUAUCAAUGCAAUUACCAACUUUUCUAACUAGAAAGAAAAAAAAGAAAAAGACAGACAGGAAGUUGGCUAGGAAGUAAGAUACCUGAUUCAGACAGUUUGAACAUCAAGAAUGUGCGGCGUGGCUGGGUGAGGUGUCUGGAUCCCAAGGAGAAGUGUAAGACUGAACAAAGACGAAACAAGUCAAAAGCCCAUUUUCAAAGUGGUGGUGGGGGGGGGGGGUUCAACAUCUCACACUGCACCUUGUAAAUUAGAACUUGGCCCUUUAACUGUGUGAUUUUAGUCCUCUAUCCAUUUCAGUAUGCUUAGGAACAGCUAUUACCCUGGAGCCGUUAUAACACGUGAAAGACCGUGCGAGAUGAGUGCUUUACAUCUCUUUUUAAAUUUUCAGAUGUAAUGAAAGUACAAGAUAAAUGAACCCCCAUAUGCCUAUCACCCAUGCUGAACAAGGAUAUCUCCUAAUUUAAUCAUCCCUUUCCCCCUCUGAGGGAUUCCUAAUCCUGACUGACAGGUGGUAAACAGGCGCAGAGAUCCCUGAACAAGCUCAAGGCCGCCAGAUACCAGGGGCGGGGUCAGGAUUCCCACGCCCCGAUUCCAAACACCACCCCAGCCCGUCCCUUCGUGCGCGUGUCAUUACCAUUCUUCUCCCUUCUUCUGCCACCUCGUGGGAAAAAAGUGCCUUCCCCGUGACAAAGCCUCCUGUGUCCCCGCUCCCAGGUCGCGUAGGGCAUGGAGCUGGAGAACUAUGAACAGCCCGUGGUUCUGAGAGAGGACAACCGCCGCCGGCGCCGGAGGAUGAAGCCGCGCAGCUCCGCGGCCAGCCUGUCCUCCAUGGAGCUCAUCCCCAUCGAGUUCGUGCUGCCCACCAGCCAGCGCAACAGCAAGACCCCCGAGACGGCGCUGCUGCACGUAGCCGGCCACGGCAACGUGGAGCAGAUGAAGGCCCAGGUGUGGCUGCGCGCGCUGGAGACCAGCGUGGCGGCGGACUUCUACCACCGGCUCGGCCCGGACCACUUCCUCCUGCUCUACCAGAAGAAGGGUCAGUGGUACGAGAUCUACGACAAGUACCAGGUGGUGCAGACCCUGGACUGCCUGCGCUACUGGCAGGUGCUGCACCGGAGCCCCGGCCAGAUCCACGUGGUGCAGCGGCGCGCACCCUCCGAGGAGACACUGGCCUUCCAGCGGCAGCUCACCGCCCUCAUCGGCUACGACGUCACCGACGUCAGCAACGUGCACGACAACGAGCUCGAGUUCACGCGCCGCCGCCUGGUCACCCCGCGCAUGGUCGAGGUGGCGGGCCGCGACCCCAAGCUCUACGCCAUGCACCCGUGGGUGACCUCCAAGCCCCUCCCGGAGUACCUGCUGAAGAAGAUCACCAACAACUGCAUCUUCAUCGUCAUUCACCGCAGCACCACCAGCCAGACCAUCAAGGUCUCGGCCGACGACACCCCAGGCACCAUCCUCCAGAGCUUCUUCGCCAAGAUGGCCAAGAAGAAGUCUCUGAUGGACAUCCCCGAGAGCCAAAACGAACAGGACUUUGUGCUGCGCGUGUGCGGCCGGGAUGAGUACCUGGUGGGUGAAACGCCCAUCAGAAACUUCCAGUGGGUGAGGCAUUGCCUCAAGAACGGAGAAGAGAUUCACCUGGUGCUGGACUCGCCUCCGGACCCAGCCCUGGACGAGGUGAGGAAAGAAGAGUGGCCCCUGGUGGACGACUGCACGGGAGUCACUGGCUACCACGAGCAGCUGACCAUCCAUGGGAAGGACCACGAGAGUGUGUUCACCGUGUCCCUGUGGGACUGCGACCGGAAGUUCAGGGUCAAAAUCAGAGGCAUUGAUAUCCCUGUCCUGCCCCGGAAUGCUGAUCUCACGGUUUUUGUGGAGGCCAACAUCCAGCAUGGGCAGCAGGUGCUUUGCCAAAGGAGAACCAGCCCCAAACCCUUCACCGAGGAGGUGCUCUGGAAUGUGUGGCUCGAGUUCAGCAUCAAAAUCAAAGACUUGCCCAGAGGGGCUCUACUGAACCUCCAGAUCUAUUGCAGCAAAACUCCAGCCCUGUCCGGCAAGGUGGCCGCAGAGAGCCCCAGCUCCGAGUCCAAAGGCAAAGCGCAGCUUCUCUAUUACGUGAACCUGCUGCUGAUAGACCACCGGUUCCUGCUGCGCCAUGGGGAGUACGUGCUCCACAUGUGGCAGAUCUCCGGGAAGGGAGAAGACCACGGGAGCUUCAAUGCCGACAAGCUCACAUCGGCGACCAACCCAGACAAGGAGAACUCCAUGUCCAUCUCCAUUCUUCUGGACAAUUACUGCCACCCCAUCGCCUUGCCUAAGCAUCGGCCCACGCCUGACCCUGAAGGGGACCGGGUUCGGGCGGAAAUGCCCAACCAGCUUCGCAAGCAACUGGAGGCAAUCAUUGCCACGGAUCCACUGAACCCUCUCACCGCAGAGGACAAAGAACUGCUCUGGCAUUUCAGAUACGAAAGUCUUAAGCAUCCAAAGGCCUAUCCUAAGCUGUUUAGCUCCGUAAAAUGGGGACAACAAGAGAUUGUAGCCAAAACAUACCAACUGUUAGCCAGACGGGAGGUCUGGGACCAAAGUGCUUUGGAUGUUGGGUUAACAAUGCAGCUCCUGGACUGCAACUUUUCGGAUGAAAACGUAAGAGCCAUCGCAGUUCAGAAACUGGAGAGCUUGGAGGACGAUGACGUCUUGCAUUACCUGCUACAGCUGGUCCAGGCUGUGAAAUUUGAACCCUAUCAUGACAGCGCCCUGGCCCGAUUUCUGCUGAAGCGAGGCUUAAGAAACAAAAGAAUCGGUCAUUUCUUGUUUUGGUUCUUGAGAAGCGAGAUAGCCCAGUCCCGGCACUAUCAGCAGAGGUUCGCCGUGAUCCUGGAAGCCUACCUGAGGGGCUGCGGCACUGCCAUGCUCCACGACUUCACCCAACAAGUUCACGUGAUCGAGACGCUGCAGAAGGUCACCAUUGAUAUUAAGUCGCUCUCUGCUGAGAAGUAUGAUGUCAGUUCCCAAGUUAUUUCACAACUUAAGCAAAAGCUUGAAAACCUGCAGAAUGCGAAUCUCCCCAAAAGCUUUAGAGUGCCAUAUGAUCCUGGACUGAAGGCGGGAGCCUUAGUGAUUGAAAAAUGUAAAGUGAUGGCCUCCAAGAAGAAGCCGCUGUGGCUUGAGUUUAAAUGUGCCGACCCCACAGCCCUAUCCAGCGAAACGAUUGGAAUUAUCUUUAAACACGGCGAUGACCUGCGCCAAGACAUGCUGAUUUUACAGAUUCUACGAAUCAUGGAAUCCAUUUGGGAGACUGAAUCUUUGGAUCUGUGCCUCCUGCCAUAUGGUUGCAUUUCAACUGGGGACAAAAUAGGAAUGAUCGAGAUCGUGAAAGAUGCCACAACAAUUGCCAAAAUUCAGCAAAGCACAGUGGGCAACACAGGUGCAUUCAAAGAUGAGGUCCUGAAUCAUUGGCUCAAAGAAAAAUGCCCCAUUGAAGAAAAGUUUCAGGCAGCCGUGGAGAGAUUUGUUUAUUCCUGCGCCGGCUACUGUGUGGCUACCUUUGUUCUUGGAAUAGGCGACAGGCACAACGACAAUAUUAUGAUCACGGAGACAGGAAACCUAUUUCAUAUUGACUUUGGACACAUUCUUGGGAAUUACAAAAGUUUCCUGGGCAUUAAUAAAGAAAGAGUGCCGUUUGUGCUAACCCCAGACUUCCUGUUUGUGAUGGGAACUUCUGGAAAGAAGACAAGCCUACACUUCCAGAAAUUUCAGGACGUGUGUGUCAAGGCUUACCUUGCCCUUCGUCACCACACAAACCUGCUGAUCAUCCUGUUCUCCAUGAUGCUGAUGACGGGAAUGCCCCAGUUAACCAGCAAAGAAGAUAUCGAAUAUAUUCGGGAUGCCCUAACAGUGGGGAAGAACGAGGAGGAAGCUAAGAAGUAUUUCCUGGAUCAGAUCGAAGUUUGCAGAGACAAAGGAUGGACGGUGCAGUUUAACUGGUUCCUGCAUCUUGUUCUGGGCAUCAAACAAGGAGAGAAGCACUCCGCCUGAUUCUCCAGGCUAGAACGUAGAACCAGUGCGGGUCCUAGAGCUUUAGGUCAGCACGUCCGUCAUCGAACUCGGAUCUGAAAGGUAACAGGACAUCGCGAAGGUUGGCAUUUCAGAAAGACGGCCCCGUUCCUAGCUGGACUCUUCGCUGGAGGAAAAUACUGGCAUGUCACAUUGUCUAAGUCACGUUAGGUUUUAGGCUUAUGCCCAGGUUUGUUUUUUCUCUCAUUUGCCUCAGUGAUGUCGGAGAACAAUCUAAGUUUAAACGUCUAAGUUUAAACAAACUAAUUACUUCCUCAUGGUGCCUGCUGAUUUGAUUAUCUCGUCAUUGAGUGCUUCUCGAGAAUAAUUGGUGACAUGUCUUUUCAUCUGGGUUUACCCUCAAUUUUGGUUAUUCUUGCGUUCCUCAAGCCCUUGAGAGAAAAUGUUAUCACUGUACCUUUCUCUCAUUCCCCAAAGGACACUUCCAAACACUCCCUCUUUGUCUGUAGAGGUUAGUGACUUGCUGAAAGCAAAGGCAAGCUAGCCUUUUUAGUGUCGCUUGUAAUUAGGGUCUUUUAUAGCAUACAAUGGAGACGCAUGGACACACUCUGGAAAACCUGAACCGUUGGACCCCGGCCCUCCCGGGUGGGUCUGGCUGCAGGCUUAUGAAGAGAAUAGCAGAGAUAAGACCCUUCAUCUCAACUCCACCCAAGAGUCAAUGGUCAAGUACAGUUACUCCAGCCUUCACUAGUGGAAACAGGAGGAAACUAAAGGGACCCCCCCCCCAAUUUUUUUAACCUUUUAAUCUUCCUCCCUGCCUCCCUUCUUCCUUAAUGGCUAACCCUCCUACAACUUGUUACCCAAGUUGUGAAAUCCUCAGAACAUAUCUACCUUAGAAUUCAAACAAUAGUUGAAAAACAAUUUCUCCUCUAGGGUUACUGAAAUUUUAGGUACUUCUUUGUAGAAAUGUUUGGAGUUGGUUUUUUUUUAAGUAUAUUAUUAAAGAGGACAUUCUAGGAAAUAGGGGUUCGUUUCCAAAUGCCUUAAUUUUAAAUUUUAGCCUAAGCAGUUGUUUUUUGUUUUUUUUUUCAGUGGAAGAAGGUCUUUGAGCUCUAAACAAUACAUCCAGUUAGGAAACACACUACGUGCACUGGCCAUCUCUUAGUUUAGAGGACUUUGAAACUCUGAUGUAUUCUUCAGAUUUCCUAGAAGCUGAAAUGUCUUCUCUAAAAACUAUUUUCAUCUCCUAAAUAUUCUAUAGUGGAAGCCUUUAACCAUAGAGAAAGAUCAUUAAAUUAUUUAUAAAAUAUUUUAAAACUACCUAUAGUUGGUACUUUACCUAGAAAUAACUCUGGUCACAGUGCCUACAUUUUCACAUGAUCACAUCUAAAUAGAUAUUUAAUUUAAAAUUUUUCUGAAUAGAUGCCUGUUUGACUUCAGUGUAGCCCAAACUUUUCUUUUUGUGUAUGCAAAAGCCCUUUGAAGGUAUAGGUAACACUGCUCCCUUCCCGCUGAGCCUUUGCCUGGCUCAUGAGGGGUCUAGAAUGAUCUCUUCCUUGACAAGCUAUCCUUUUAAAAUCACACUCUAUCCUCCUAUAGAGAGGACCAUGCCCUGUAAUGAAAUGUUUAAUCCUCUGUCUUAAUGGAAGAUGGAUGUUUUAUGGCAUUUUUCCAACAACUAUUCCCCACCAUUCUUUUGAAGAAAAAUAGGAAGAAUGAUGCUUUCUAAUUCAGAAGAGGCUGUAUUCAUUAUUCUUAUAAAGAACAGACAAACUUGGCCUUGCUACAGAUUCUGCUUUUUAUUUGAAUUGCUGAAAUAAUCGUCUUUGAUAGAAGAAUCACAGAGGAAUGUGUUUAUAUUUAGCUUAUUGGCACAUGGGCACACCUAUUUUCACUUCAAACGAACAGGUUCUUACGCUGGUACACAUCACCUUGGGCUUGACUCCUCCAUAUUUCACUGAACUUGAACUCUUCAGACUUGCCGAUAAAAAUCACCUUUACAUGUUUCCUUCCUUUGUUCCUCCCAGGGAAUCACAUGAUCCACAACUUUUAGAUCUUUGAAAACGUUCUAGAACGAGGGCCAUCUCCUCCUGGGAGGAGAUUUGGGGGAGCUACCCACGACUCAAUCUUCCCUGCCAGAUGAAAACAGAAAUUACAAGUCAGAGGAUUCUGGCCAAAGCAGAUUUUGUGUGUGUCCGGGACUGGCUACAUAAUUUGCAGAGCCCAGUGCAAAAUGAAAACGUGGGGGCCUGCCAUUCCAAAAUUGUUAAGAAGCUCAAGACAGCGAGAGAGCACAGAAACAAGCCCAGGGCUAGACCGGUCACAAGCCCAUGAAGCUGAAACUGUAUAUAUCUGAAUAAUGGCUUUGGUGCUCGCUUUUCCAUUUGGACUAUGUGCGAGUUCCAAUAAAGUGCCCAGAUCAAAAUGUUAUUUCUGUUCUAAUUAAAAUACCUCAUUUCUAUGGCUAUACAUUAGGACUUCAAACACUGGCCCAUUGUUUUAGACUGGAACCAUGGCCACUAAAAGUAGCACAAAGCAGGUGUUCAAGCCCUAGCCCUGUAGGACUGUAUUUGACUAGCUUUAGUGAAAGUGUGAGGGAGUGGAGACAUUAUAGGUAAAGUAUGGAAACCCUGAGAGAAAACUCUGGACUUUUAAAAAAUAUUAAGUAUAUAUUUUACAGGAGAUGAAUUAUUUUUUUAAAGAAAGAUUAGAUAUAGGAAAUCUGCAGGAAAAUUUGGAGGCUGUGAGUUCUUUGUAAAUGGAACAUAUUUUUGGAAAUGAGCCAAAAAUGAUUGAGGAAGUAAAUUUCUGGAGCAAAUUCUGGCAUUUGGUAAACCUAGGCUCUGUUUGCCAUGGCCAUGAAAUAAAUUGCCAAUUGUGUUUUACGAUACAAAGAAAAAAAUGGGGUGAUUUUUAAGAGUUCUGCUAUCUUAUUUCUGUUUAACCCAACCUAAAAAUUCCAGUUAAUAAAUGUGGUUCUAGUCUG